GCCGCUCAUUGACGGCUAACCCGGUAGUCCAAACCAAGCGCUCCCUGCCACUAACAGCUCGCGAGCUAACGAGAGUACGCAGAAGCUAAAAUAGAUAACCCAAAAUGGCAACGGCAAUUUACUUGGAGCAUUAUCUUGACAGUAUUGAAAAUCUACCAUGUGAGCUACAGAGGAACUUCACUUUGAUGCGGGACCUGGACAACAGAACCGAAGAAAAGAAAGGAGAGAUCGACAAACUGGCUGAGGAGUACAUUGCGAAUGUGAAGAACCUGGCCUCGGAGCAGAGGGUGGAACACCUACAGAAGAUCCAGAACGCCUACAGCAAGUGCAAAGAGUUCAGUGACGACAAAGUCCAGCUAGCAAUGCAGACCUAUGAAAUGGUGGAUAAACAUAUCCGCAGACUGGAUGCAGAUCUGGCUCGGUUUGAGAAUGAACUGAAGGAGAAACUAGAACUGAGUGGGUACGAAAGUACAGAAGGAAGAGGGCUGAAAAAGAGCGAUAUGCGGAGCCAGAGGGAGAAGCGUGGAUCCAGGGGUCGAGGAAGGAAGGGUUCUGACGAAGACUCUCCCAAAAAGAAGAAGAAAGCCAGUCCAGACCUGAGUGACGCUCUCCUCCCCAUGCAACCGUCAGACGUUUUGGACAUGCCGGUGGACCCCAAUGAACCUACGUACUGCCUGUGUCAUCAGGUUUCAUAUGGAGAGAUGAUUGGAUGUGAUAAUCCGGAUUGUCCCAUUGAGUGGUUUCACUUUGCCUGUGUCGACCUUGCCACGAAACCAAAAGGAAAAUGGUUCUGUCCGAGGUGCACGCAGGACAGGAAGAAAAAAUGAGACUUCCUUUCAGAAACGAUGAACUGUUUUGUGUCGGUGUCACUAGUCUAGUACGUAUUUGUGUCGGCAAUACUCCGUUAAAAAGGUGGUUCGAACAGCUUUCCGUAAAAACCUUAUCCAGAUUUGGUGUAAUGCUACUUUUGUGACAUGUUUCCUGACCAGCUCCCCUACGUUCCCUCCGCUCUUUGAAUUUUUAGCAAAGCCGUCUUUGUCUCGUAUCUUUAAAUCAAAUUAUGUUACAAUAUUUACUGUAUGUUCCGGUCUUGUCAGAAUGUCCCUUCUUUCAAGUAAUAAGAUGUAAAUACUAUCAUGACUAACGAGGUCGGAGAUCCCAGAUUGUUGCUUUAGCAUACUUGAAAUGUCACUUUUAUAAACAACUAUUUUUUUAAAUCGACAGCCUGCUGAGAGUUAAAUUUAAAAUCACCUUUAUCGUUGCGGAAACAAUUGUGGUGUAAAAAGAAAAAGAAAAAAAGGAUUGUGUCAGAUUUAGUUUGUCGUUACUACCUCUAAAGGGUUUACACUAGAAGCGCAUAAGUGAUAAAAGGGGGAAUUACAAUCAGCUUAAACCAAACUAGCAAGGAGGUCAUGUAAACUCAAGCUUCAACACAAGCCUAUGACAUUUUUGAAUGUAUCGCGGUACUAAUGGUCAGUUGUUGUCUUCUGUCACCUGAAUGAGAUAUUUAAGCACUUUGAAUUCAAUUUAUGCCCCUGAAGAGAUUUGAUACUGCAGAAUAGUCAAGUCUGUAGACAUAGUUUCUCAUUGUUAAAGUUUGCGAUUGAAUGUCUGUCGUUUUCCUAAUUUAUACCACUGUAGGGAAAACACCGGUCCUUCACAUCAAACCGUGCACGGGAGAAUCUAUGUGUAUUUUGUAUAAAACGAUAUUUUGUAGACGCAUCGUUCCAAAGAGAUGUUUGCUGCGUUGGUUUUUAGUACUGGCGACUCAGAUUUAAUUUAAUAGGACUUUAGCAGCUUCAUAUUUGACUGUGAAUAUCCCUCGUUUAAGUGUAAACCGCAAUUAUGAAAACCAGAGUGUGUAUUUUGUAAAAUUCUUGUAUUUUAUAGCAAAUAAAUUUUGAUUAUUAAUCCUA
Messenger RNA from Fundulus heteroclitus (mummichog), 1916 nucleotides. RefSeq names its product inhibitor of growth family, member 5a (gene ing5a). Gene Ontology annotation, biological process: positive regulation of DNA-templated transcription; positive regulation of apoptotic signaling pathway. The coding region runs from base 105 to 827 and encodes 240 amino acids. Gene Ontology annotation, molecular function: chromatin binding. The record is from RefSeq and is a predicted model, not a curated record. Lineage: Eukaryota; Metazoa; Chordata; Actinopteri; Cyprinodontiformes; Fundulidae. Gene Ontology annotation, cellular component: nucleus. The transcript has 8 exons.